Messenger RNA from Serpula lacrymans var. lacrymans S7.9, 1085 nucleotides. RefSeq lists its product as uncharacterized. Gene Ontology annotation, molecular function: protein C-terminal S-isoprenylcysteine carboxyl O-methyltransferase activity. Gene Ontology annotation, cellular component: membrane. The record is from RefSeq and is a predicted model, not a curated record. Bases 44 to 784 code for a protein of 246 amino acids. Gene Ontology annotation, biological process: C-terminal protein methylation. NCBI's taxonomy places the organism in Eukaryota, Fungi, Basidiomycota, Agaricomycetes, Boletales, Serpulaceae. The transcript is spliced from 4 exons.
AGCAUCCACGGCGUCAGUCCACCGUUUAGUGCCUCCUUCCUUCAUGUCGCUAACGAAAAUCCCAUUUCUUGUAUCGACUGCACUGAGCACGCAUGUCGCUUGGACGCCUCCUAACCCUCCGCCAUCACAAAAUGAACGGCUGAAAAAUAUCACGUUAUCUGAGGCAUUGUUUGUGAAGACAGUGCGAAAGGGGCCAUACAUGACAAAGAUUAUGAUAUGGAUAGUUUGCCUUUGCGAGGCAGCGGUAAUUUAUAUCCGACGAAACCCAUCUUCAGAUUUGGCAAAACGGCUGUUGCAGCUGCUUGUACCUGGAGCAUCGACGCUGUCCAGUCGUCAUCAUGCUAUUGGACAGAUUCGACUUUCACGCAUAUUCUUAGCCAGCUGGCUUUUAACCUCGCUCGGUGGUCUUGUACGUCUCGAAUGUUACCGACUCCUUGGACGUCUCUUCACCUACGAGCUGACAAUCCGUCCUAACCACGAACUUGUCACGACUGGAUUAUAUUCCAUCGUUCGACAUCCAAGCUACACAGGAGCGAUGUUGGAAGGCGUUGGUGUGGCUUUGUAUUUGAUGAGCCCUGGAUCAUGGGUGCAGGAAUGUGGGAUCUGGAAAACUAAUGUGGGGAAGUGCCUGAUUCUCGGGUGGAUAUCUAAUGUCGGGUAUACCUUGGUCAACAUGACGUUGCGGACGAAGAAAGAAGAUGUGUUCUUAAAGGAGGAGUUCGGCGAGGCAUGGGAGGCAUGGGCGAGGAGGGUGCGAUAUAGACUGAUUCCAGGCAUAUAUUAGUGUACUACCCAGUCGUCCACGUAUAGACUACGUGUAAAUGGUCCUAAGAUGUAUUCUAGAGGCAGCCAUUACUUGAAAACGAUAGUCACUUUAGCUUGUCAAGAAUUCGUCAGUGGUAAAAGCACUGACAGAUAUUUCCCCGGAACAAACAUCUUCACGGACAAGGUAUAUUGGUUCAAGAGCCGUUCUGAUCAUAGAUCUGGUGUGAGUGAUCAUGUCUGUAAGUAUUUAUAUCUCGAGUACGUGGGACCAGUGCGAUUUUCAUGGUAUACCUCGGAAUGGGAAUCCCCAGAUAGCGCAC